AGAAUGGACAAAGGAAACUGCUCUUCAGUUGCUGGGUUCUUCCUCUUGGGGAUAACCAAUAACCCUGAAAUGAAAAUAAUCCUAUUUGGCACAUUUUUAACUGUAUAUCUUAUCAAUCUCUUGGCAAACCUUGGUAUGAUCACUUUGAUCAGAGUGGAUUCCCAGCUUCACACACCAAUGUACUAUUUUCUCAGCCACCUGUCGUUCUCUGACCUCUCCUAUUCUACUGCAAUUGGCCCCAAGAUGCUGGUGGACCUGCUCACAAACGACAAAUCCAUUCCUUUUUUUGGUUGUGCUGUGCAGUUUUUCCUCUUCUGCAUGUUUAUAGACGUUGAGUGCCUGCUGCUGGCAGUGAUGGCCUUUGAUCGGUACAAGGCCAUCAGCAACCCCUUGCUGUAUGCAGUAGACAUGUCCAGUGGGGUGUGCUCCAUACUUGUGGCUACUAUAUACCUCUUUGGAGUGGUGGACGGUUUCAUACACACGUCAUUGGCAUUUCGCUUAUGUUUCUGUGGUUCUAACGUGAUCAACCACUUCUUCUGCGAUUUGCCUCCUCUUCUUCUGAUAUCUUGUUCUGAUGUACAAAUCAAUGAGCUGGUGUUGUUCACCAUUUUUGGAUUCAUUGAGCUGGGCACCAUCUCAGGAGUUCUGAUCUCCUAUUGCUACAUCAUCGUAUCAGUCUUAAAGAUCCGCUCUGCCGAGGGGAGGUUCAAGGCUUUCUCCACCUGCGCCUCCCACCUCACUGCCGUCGCCAUCUUCCAGGGAACCAUGCUCUUCAUGUACUUCCGCCCCAGUUCUGCCUACUCCCUCGAUCAGGACAAAGUGACCUCACUGUUUUACACCCUGGUGAUUCCCAUGCUGAACCCUCUGAUUUACAGCCUGCGGAACAAUGACGUGAAAGACGCCGUGAAAAAACUGAGAAGUAAAAUCUUCUUUUAG
This is a messenger RNA of Chinchilla lanigera (long-tailed chinchilla), 936 nucleotides long. Its product is annotated as olfactory receptor 5W2-like. Gene Ontology annotation, biological process: sensory perception of smell; G protein-coupled receptor signaling pathway. The record is from RefSeq and is a predicted model, not a curated record. Lineage: Eukaryota; Metazoa; Chordata; Mammalia; Rodentia; Chinchillidae. Gene Ontology annotation, cellular component: membrane. The transcript has a single exon. Gene Ontology annotation, molecular function: odorant binding; olfactory receptor activity; G protein-coupled receptor activity. The coding region runs from base 4 to 936 and encodes 310 amino acids.